UAAGAAAAACUGCUGAUUAAAGGACUGCAGGUUCAAUGUUACGGUUUCUUGGGUCGUGCACCGUACGAUUUGGGUUUACUAACACCGUUUAUAGAGUGGACCAUCACUCUGCAGCUGACCGUAUCCGAUCAAAAGUAUUGGCACCCUAGACCAGAACCGACCCCGAUAUAUGAUUUAGACGGUCCGUUGCUUUCCGUGUCACAGCGAUAAUGACGUACUUUGGAAGUUUGUGUGUAAGGGGGAUUUCUUUAUGUGCCUGGAUAAGGCACCACAUGAAAGUUCUUCCUGCUUGUAUUACACCACUUUCCUGUCUCUUGUGAAAGACACUGACUGUAAUUGUGAAGCUGACAGAGGAAGCAUAAAUAGAAAAAGGAAAAAAAAAAAAACAACAGCAUGCGAUAAUAAAACACGUCUUAAGCAGCGCUCAAUGAGACACACCCACACACAGACGCUGGAUACUCAGAAAGACAGACGCUCCUUUCUCACAGGCUGGAGCCAACACUGAGCAAGCCACAAACAAACCAAACCAAAUUUGACAACAAUCUUCUAACAACAAGUCCAAUGGCCAACAUAAGUGCCAUCUCCAACUUAACCACAGCGGCUUCCCCCAAAUCCGCCUCGUACUCCCAUCAGAUUGGAAUCGCUAUCCUGGUCCUUGCUUUCGUCUUUGGUUUUCCUGGGAAUCUCUUCGUGGUGUGGUCGGUUCUGUGCCGUGUCCGUCAGCGCUCUGUUACAUGCCUCCUGGUCCUUAAUCUUGCUGUGGCUGAUGCUCUGGUGCUCCUGAGCGCCCCCUUUUUCCUGCGUCUCCUGGCCGGAGGGAAGGGCUGGGAGUUCGGAGAUGGCAUUUGCAAGACCAUACAUUACCUCUGCUGUGUCAACAUGUACGUAUCUAUUUAUCUGAUCUGUCUGAUGAGCCUGGACCGCUGGCUGGCUGUCAUCAGGCCCUUCCUGUCUCAGAGGCUGAGGAAGAAGAAGAACCUGUACAUUGCCAUGUUGGGGAUCUGGAUCAUGGCUUUCCUCUUGGCGUUGCCUAUGCCCUUCUACCGCAGCAACAUUCAGCCCUUCCUGAAAAAGAACAUUACCAUUUACCUCUGCGUUCCCUACCACUGGAACAGCAUGAACCACGAACUCUUCCAGUACCUGAUGGAGACGGUUGCGGGUUUCCUGAUCCCCUUCACAUUCAUCGUGGUGUGUUACUGCUCCGUCAUCUGCCGCCUCCGCAGCGCCAUGUUUCAUGGACGCGUAAAGGGCAGCCUCCUCAUCCUCAUCAUCAUCAUGGCCUUCGCGGUCUUCUGGCUGCCCUACCACGUCAUCAACAUCUUACAGGUGAUUGGGCUGCUGCAAGAGAGCUCUCAUACUUACAAAGUGGCGCUUAAUGCUCGUCCCAACGUGACGGCGUUUGCGUUUCUGAGCAGCAGCGUGAACCCUUUGCUCUACGUGUUCGCCGGCAGCUCGCACAUCCGCCGCGCGGGCCUCGGCUUCAUGGCCAAACUGUUCGAAGGUACUUACUCGGAGAACUCCGUCUCUGGACGACGGUCCACGACUACAUCUACCGGCAGCUCGAUCCUGGCAAGGUUUGCGGCAAGAUCGGUGCGGAGUGGAAGCGUGCCAAGAAACAAGAGCUUUGCGGAGGAUGGCGGGAAGGAAGUGAAGAGCGGCUAUGCGGAGGAGCUCAAGACUCUCACCACCAGCCCGUGACCCUGAGAUUUUUUUUUAUUAUUGUGUGAUCUGGAACUUUGCAUGAACAAGCUGAUCUUGAAAUUUUAGACCUCAGUUAUUGAAACUUUUGGGUAUUUGUUUAACAUGUUUCAUGUUGUUAUUCACUCUGAUAUGCUUUUUUUUAUGCUUCAAAGACUCAAGACUACCCGGAUGCAACACAGCAGUUUGGGUGAUGUCACUGUGAUGCUGUCGUUGCUCGCAGUCAUGUGACAUUUUUAUUUUUAUUUUAUUGGCAGUCUUAAUUUGUUUGUGGGAUCCUGUGACAGUCUGGGCAUAAAUCAUAAAUCCCACCUGCACAUUUGUUCCAAUCUGAUUAAAGUUGUUGUAGCUUCUCGUAUCGUAUUUGGCCACAUGUUGCCCUGCUUGUGACAGAGUAGAAAGUGUACUUUUGGAGACAAUUGAAGUAAAAGUUUUAGAAUUUUGAUUAUGAAAUAUACAGUAAUAGCCAUACAGUAAUAUCUCAAGGCAAAAUCUCAAAUCUCAAACUGUAUCUCGCUUUGAAGAUGAAUAACGAUGAACACUCCUCUCUAACCUGCUGCUAAUUAAAAUAUUUCCGCUACUGGUCCAACAAUACCUGAGGAAAUAUUCACAAAAACGUAGACACGCCUUUUCGAGUUUUGUGUUGAAAACAGAAUCAGUGGUUUAAUUCAAAUUGUGCAUAUAGGCUAAUCAGCAAUGUUAGCUGGCACAUGUUAGCUUGGCCAUCAUGCUAGCCAGAUAUCCGAUCAGGUUUACGAUAUCUAACUAAGUAAGCUUAACUAACAUUGACGUUGUACCUAAACUAAAUCAAUAUCAAUUCAACUCACCUUAACCUGCUGUUUUAGGUUGAAAGGGUUUUCAGUUUUUGAAUGCUAGUAUUUCAACGACUUUCAGUAGCAUAAGAAGCGCCUUAUCCAAAUCUUAAAAUCCAAUACACAAAAGACACUCACAGAUAAAGCGACAGGUGUGUAAAAGUUCAGCACGGUACUCGGGGCGGUCGUGACCAGUUAACGUAAAGUAGUUUUAACGUUAUAGCAGCAGAUGCUAUGGUACCGUACAGUAUGGGACUUGUGCGCCUGGUCGGGGGGCAAAAGACAGGAAUCGCGUUAGGAACUCAAACUUAGGGAAAAUGUAUCCAAGUAAAAGUACACAUCUUAUUUAGUAAAUGUAUUGGAGUAAAAGUUAAAGCUGAAAAUCUAUAAAUAACAAAGGAAAGCAUUAAUAUGUGAAAAUUCUACUUAAGUCCCAUAAAUACUGCAAGUGUUUGUAUUUGGUUACUAAUAUCUAAAGUUUACAUGUGUUUAACAUUUAAGCUAAAAAAACCUGCCUUUUUUCCUACACUGAAAAAAGAGAACAGAAAACCUGUUUGCUAAUAAUGUCCGUAUCAUAGAUGUCACAUACUGUAGGAGUGCAGAUGCUGACCCUCAUAAAUAACCAUCUGAAAUACGCGACUAGGGAUUUAAACUAUGAACCAUUGUACUGAAUAAAGCAGGUGAGGAUGAAAAGGAGGAAGAAUUCACUCAAAAUUCACUCUUAUUGCAUUAAUAGUGCCUUAAUGCGCUUUUUUUAUCGACGGAACAAUUUAUAAACGAACUAAAGUCGAGUAGUUGUAGUUAAUUCAAUGCUUUUCACACGUUCACUCAGGCAUCACUUAAAUAACCACAACUUCCUCCCUGUAAGCAACUACACCAGCUCAGAAAAGAUCAGUUAUACACAGUUUACAGUUUACCGUGGUUACAUACGACUUACAUGCUGUGUGUUCAUGACCGUACUGUACACACACCAACUCCUGGCCUUAGACCUCCAUUAUAAAAUCAACUUCUUUAAAUGAUUUCUAGAAAAAUUCUACAAAAAAAGGUCGGUUCCAUCCACAGAUAUACUGUAAUACAUACUGCGAACUAGAGCAAGCCUUUCCUUGAAGGACAUGAGAAUAUCAGUGUGUUGUUUUAAAAUAACGCAGAUGUUUUAGAUUUUAAAGUCAAGCAAUAACGUUAUAGAGAAAACCGGAAUAAGCUCUGUCUUAAUUGCGUACUUUUUGCAUGAUUUAAACGAUACUGAACAGAAUUUCCAGUGUGAAAUGUUUGUCCUUUGAUUACAGAUUAAAUGUAUUAUCUGGUUAUCUCACUUUCCCAGCAUGCUUUGCUCAUGAUAUAAAACAUUUAUUUUUAUUUUUUUUACAAAGUGCAGUGUUAUAAUGCUGGGUAAGGUG
Molecule: messenger RNA, 3907 nt
Organism: Clarias gariepinus (North African catfish)
Lineage: Eukaryota; Metazoa; Chordata; Actinopteri; Siluriformes; Clariidae
Gene: ltb4r
Product: leukotriene B4 receptor
Exons: 4
Coding region: 562-1698 (378 amino acids)
Biological process (GO): neuropeptide signaling pathway
Cellular component (GO): membrane
Molecular function (GO): G protein-coupled peptide receptor activity; leukotriene receptor activity
Source: RefSeq, a predicted model, not a curated record